AUGGGCAACUCGUGCCACGGCUCCAUCGUUCCCGCGGCCGGUGACGGCCGCCACCACUACCGCACCAGCUGCAGCAGCUCCGACUGGGACUCCGACUCCUCCUCCCCCGUCCUCGACCGCGCGCCGCACCGCAACACCAUCAUGGGCCGCGGAGCCGGCCACCAGCACCAGCUCUCCUCCCCGACGGCCGUGAUGGGCCACCAAACCCCGCUCCUGCGGGACCUCUACGAUGUCGGCCGCAAGCUCGGCCAGGGCCAGUUCGGCACCACCUACCUCUGCACCGAGAUCUCAACCGGCGUCGCCUUCGCCUGCAAGUCCAUCGCCAAGCGCAAGCUGCUGACGCCCGAGGACGUGGAGGACGUGCGGCGCGAGAUCCAGAUCAUGCACCACCUUGCCGGGCACGACAGCGUGGUCACCAUCAAGGGCGCGUACGAGGACGCGCAGUUCGUGCACAUCGUCAUGGAGCUCUGCGAGGGCGGCGAGCUCUUCGACCGCAUCGUCCAGCGAGGCUACUUCUCCGAGCGCCGCGCCGCCGAGAUCGCCCGCGUCAUCGUCGGCGUCGUCGAGGCCUGCCACUCGCUCGGGGUCAUGCACCGCGACCUCAAGCCCGAGAACUUUCUAUUGAAAGACAAGGAAGGUAACGGUGGUGACACCAACAACAACAAUGCCUCCGGCAACAAUGUUGAUGUUAAUGUUAACGAACCGGCCGGCGAGAAGAUCAACCUCAAGGCCAUCGACUUCGGCCUCUCCGUCUUCUUCAAGCCCGGCCAGAUCUUCACCGACGUCGUGGGCAGCCCCUACUACGUCGCGCCCGAGGUGCUCUGCAAGCACUACGGCCCCGAGGCCGACGUCUGGACCGCCGGCGUCAUCGUCUACAUCCUCCUUUCCGGCGUGCCGCCCUUCUGGGCCGAGACGCAGCAGGGCAUCUUCGACGCCGUGCUCAAGGGCGCCAUCGACUUCGACUCCGACCCGUGGCCCAACAUCUCCGACGGCGCCAAGGACCUCAUCCGGAAGAUGCUCAAGUCGCCGCCGGCGGAGCGGUUCACGGCGCACCAGGUGUUGUGCCACCCAUGGAUCAUCGAGAACGGCGAGGCCCCCGACGCGCCGCUGGACCCUGCUGUGCUCUCCAGGCUCAAGCAGUUCUCGGCCAUGAACCGGUUGAAGAAGAUGGCUUUACGUGUAAUCGCGCGCGGGCUGUCAGAGGAGGAGUUGGCCGGGCUCAAGGAGAUGUUCAAGACCAUGGACACGGACGGCAGCGGUGCCAUCACGUUCGAGGAGCUCCGGGAGGGGCUACGCCGUUACGGGUCCACCGAGCUCAGGGACUCAGAGGUGCGGGACCUCAUGGAGGCCGCUGACGUGGACCGUAGCGGUACCAUCGAUUAUGACGAGUUCAUCGCCGCCACCGUGCACAUGAACAAGCUCGACCGCGAGGAGCACCUCAUGGCGGCCUUCUCCUACUUCGACAAGGAUGGCAGCGGGUACAUCACCGUCGACGAGCUGGAGGUGGCGUGUCGCGAGCACAACAUGGCCGACGUCGGCAUCGACGACAUCAUUAGGGAGGUCGACCAGGACAACGAUGGUCGGAUCGACUACGGGGAGUUUGUGGCCAUGAUGAAGAAGGGGAUCAUUGGCAACGGUAGGCUUACCAUGAGGCACACCUCCGACGGUAGCAUCCUCCACGGAGCAGGCAGCAGCCUCAGCAGCUAG
Triticum turgidum subsp. durum (durum wheat) is the source of this 1707-nucleotide messenger RNA. The record is from the annotation of a GenBank genome assembly. Lineage: Eukaryota; Viridiplantae; Streptophyta; Magnoliopsida; Poales; Poaceae.